Messenger RNA from Zygotorulaspora mrakii, 966 nucleotides. RefSeq names its product bifunctional protein farnesyltransferase/protein geranylgeranyltransferase (gene RAM2). The coding region runs from base 1 to 966 and encodes 321 amino acids. Gene Ontology annotation, molecular function: protein farnesyltransferase activity; CAAX-protein geranylgeranyltransferase activity. Gene Ontology annotation, cellular component: cytoplasm; CAAX-protein geranylgeranyltransferase complex; protein farnesyltransferase complex. The record is from RefSeq and is a predicted model, not a curated record. Gene Ontology annotation, biological process: protein geranylgeranylation; protein farnesylation. Lineage: Eukaryota; Fungi; Ascomycota; Saccharomycetes; Saccharomycetales; Saccharomycetaceae. The transcript has a single exon.
AUGUUCGAGAUGACGCCAAAAAUGGGAGAGUUUGCAGAUGUGGAGCCAUUAUCGAUUUCAACAGGGUUGCCUGACGAGUUAUGUGAAAUAAUGUAUACGGACGAAUACCGCGAACUUCUGGGUAUUGCCAGGUCUCUAAUGGCUCGCGGAGAGCUCAGUGAAAGAGCUUUGAGGCUCACUGGGAGGGUCAUAGAUCUCGCUCCAGCCUUUUACACCAUAUGGAACUACAGAUUUGACAUUCUGGUAUCUUUGAGCAAAGAUUUGAGCAAUGAUGAAAAAGUGCUUCGGCUGAAUGAAGAAUUGGACUGGAUCGACGAGUUUACUUUAAAUAACCCCAAAAACUACCAGAUAUGGUCAUAUAAGCAGUGUAUAUUGCAAAAUCAUCCAAGUCCAGUUCUGAAAAGGGAGCUACCGAUUCUGAAAUUCAUGCUUGACGAAGACACCAAAAAUUAUCACGUCUGGUCUUUUAGAAAAUGGUGUAUUCUAUUUUUCAAUGAUUUCUCCAAUGAACUGGAGUUUGCAGAUUCAAUGGUGGAAAGAGACGUUUAUAACAACAGUGCUUGGACGCACCGAAUGUUCAUUUUGAAGAACUUGAAGCCCACCGCCGUAGAGAUCAAAACCGAAGUGGAGUACAUCAUGCGCAAGAUCAAUUACGUACCACAGAACAUAUCGCCUUGGACAUAUCUAAGAGGAAUUUACGAGAAUUUUUUAGCCAGCAAGUAUGAUAACAAUAUCGUUGAAUUUGCAAAAAAAUUCACUAGUAAUGUAACAGAUUUAGAUUUUGAAGAUCCAAACGUGAAGUUACCGGAUAUAGAGUCCUCAUACUCAUUGGAAUUUUUGGCACAUAUAUAUUCUCUGCAAAAAACAACCAUAAUUAAUGCAAAAAGAGCAUACAUGGGGCUCAGCAGCAAAUACGAUCCUAUAAGGAAAUUCUACUGGGAUUCGCAAAUAUCAAGACUCCACUAA